AUGCUACAGGGUCACUAUAAUGCUACAGGUCACCACAAUGCUACAGGUCACCACAAUGCUACAGGUCACCAUAAUGCUACAGGUCACCACAAUGCUACAGGUCACCAUAAUGCUACAGGUCACCACAAUGCUACAGCUCACCACAAUGCUACAGGUCACCAUAAUGCUACAGGUCACUAUAAUGCUACAGGUCACCACAAUGCUACAGGUCACCACAAUGCUACAGGUCACCAUAAUGCUACAGGUCACCACAAUGCUACAGGUCACCAUAAUGCUACAGGUCACCACAAUGCUACAGGUCACCACAAUGCUACAGGUCACCACAAAUGCUGCCAACAGAGCCACUUAAUGUUAACUUGA
Molecule: messenger RNA, 360 nt
Organism: Procambarus clarkii (red swamp crayfish)
Lineage: Eukaryota; Metazoa; Arthropoda; Malacostraca; Decapoda; Cambaridae
Source: RefSeq, a predicted model, not a curated record